UUGCCGCGCGCUCCUCCAGGACACUGAAAGAAGGACCGCGCGGGUAAUUUCGAGCCCGGCGGGGCGGGAGAAAUAAAAGUUUGGGUAGUUGUAGCUGAAGGUGAUGUCUUUCCCGGCGACUGAAUUGCGGUGGCCCGAGCACCUUGUCCCGCUGGAAGAAGUUGAUAACUUGUUGCGUUGUGGGAUAUGCUUUGAUUACUUCAACACUGCAAUGAUAAUUCCACAGUGUUCACAUAAUUAUUGUUCUCUAUGUAUUCGAAAGUCGCUGUCCUAUAAACCUCAGUGCCCUAUAUGCUGUAUGGUAGCCUCAGGACCUGACUUGAAAAAUAACCGGAUAUUAGAUGAGCUGGUUCAGAACUUUAUUUCUGCAAGACAGCGGCUGUUCCAGGCAGUUUUGGAUUCUCCAUCAAUUUCUUCUCCAACUCUGUUACCUAAGAAAGCUCCUCUCCAAGGUCACAUUUUGAACUCUCCAGAUGGAUUGUUUUUCAAACAGAAAAAGCAACGUGCAGAUACCUUUCCAGUCAACGAAAAUAGACAUUUAAUAUCAGCUGACAAAGGCAAAAAUAUUAAAAUAAAGCAAGAGGAGAACCUCUGUAGCUCAGAAGAAAGUUAUGAGGCGGGUGGUAAAGAAGUAGCAAAUACAGCUCCCACUGGAAGCAUCAGAAACUCUGAAAUGCCUUCCACAUCUGCAACAAAAUUUGUCACAAAAGUGGAGUGUCCUGUCUGUGGGGUUCCUGUUCAAGAACUACAUAUAAAUAACCACCUUGAUAGUUGCCUGACAAGAGAUGAGAAGAAAGACAGUCUCCGAAGUUCUGGACAAAAAAGAAAGUUACUACCGAAACUGGUUUACAGUUUACUUUCUGACCGUGAUCUGAGGAAAAGACUGAAAGAACAUGGAUUGUCCACCCAGGGAACAAAACAACAGCUUAUUAAACGACACCAGGAAUUUGUGCAUAUGUAUAAUUCAGAGUGUGAUUCUCUAAAUCCUAAAUCAGGUAGGAAAAUGAAAAUGUAG
Messenger RNA from Thamnophis sirtalis, 1015 nucleotides. The record is from RefSeq and is a predicted model, not a curated record. NCBI's taxonomy places the organism in Eukaryota, Metazoa, Chordata, Lepidosauria, Squamata, Natricidae.